Molecule: messenger RNA, 522 nt
Organism: Raphanus sativus (radish)
Lineage: Eukaryota; Viridiplantae; Streptophyta; Magnoliopsida; Brassicales; Brassicaceae
Exons: 1
Coding region: 1-522 (173 amino acids)
Source: RefSeq, a predicted model, not a curated record
AUGGUCGUACUGUGCGAUUCUGGUCUGAUCUAUGGUUUCCCUAAGGGCAGACUCAUUGAGAUUACUGGUGAGAUUGGCACACAGAAGCUGGGCAUUAGAAGGGAUAUGAAAAUUUGUGAGGUGUUAAGGGAUGAUGAAUGGAGGUUUCGAAGGUGUCGAGAUAGACAUAUCCAGAGCUUAAUUACAGAUUUACAAGCUUUUCAGCUAAAGCUAACUGAUGGAAGAGAUGAAGUGUUAUGGAAGCGAGAUAAUGGAAGCUAUGGCACUACGUUUAUCUCUUCGGAAACUUGGAAUCAAACCAGACAGCGAAAAGAGAAGGUUUCAUGGAGUAAGAUUGUUUGGUUCUCCCAAGGGGUGCCUCGAUUCGACUUUAUCACCUGGCUUGCAAUUAGAGAUAGACUAUCUACUGGUCACAGAUCUAGUCGAUGGGGUCAACCGCAACAUUGUCUCUUUUGUGGCGAACCUGAUGAGACAAGGGAUCACCUCUACUUUGCGUGUCCUUAUACAUCACUCUCUGGCUGA